This is a messenger RNA of Triplophysa dalaica, 1639 nucleotides long. RefSeq names its product retinoid isomerohydrolase RPE65 a (gene rpe65a). NCBI's taxonomy places the organism in Eukaryota, Metazoa, Chordata, Actinopteri, Cypriniformes, Nemacheilidae. The transcript has 14 exons. Gene Ontology annotation, molecular function: all-trans-retinyl-ester hydrolase, 11-cis retinol forming activity; retinol isomerase activity; beta-carotene 15,15'-dioxygenase activity. Bases 1 to 1596 code for a protein of 531 amino acids. Gene Ontology annotation, biological process: zeaxanthin biosynthetic process; retinal metabolic process. The record is from RefSeq and is a predicted model, not a curated record.
AUGGUCAGCCGUUUCGAACACCCUGCUGGAGGCUAUAAAAAAAUCUUUGAGACUGUGGAGGAGCUGAACGAACCUCUGCCAGCAACGGUCACUGGUCGCAUUCCCUCGUUUAUAAAAGGGAGUCUGCUGCGUCUGGGUCCCGGUUUGUUUGAGGUGGACUCUGAGCCUUUCUAUCAUCUUUUCGAUGGCCAGGCCCUCAUGCACAAGUUUGAUUUCAGCAAUGGACAGGUCACAUACGUCCGCAAGUAUGUCAAGACGGACGCUUAUGUGCGAGCUAUGACAGAGAAACGUGUGGUAAUUACUGAGUUCGGCACCUGUGCCUACCCAGAUCCCUGCAAGAAUAUCUUCUCCAGGUUCUUCUCGUACUUCAAGGGUGUUGAGGUCACAGACAACUGUCUGGUCAACGUUUACCCUAUCGGAGAGGAUUUUUAUGCAGUAACAGAAACCAAUUUCAUCACCAAAGUAAAUGUGAAUACUUUGGAAACCUUGAAAAAGGUUGACAUGUGUGACUAUGUCAAUAUUAAUGGGAUAACAGCCCACCCCCAUAUUGAAAGAGAUGGCACAGUGUACAACAUUGGAAACUGCAUGGGGAAAGGAGCCACGCUUGCCUAUAAUAUCGUGAAAAUCCCACCAAUCCAGAAAGACAAAUCUGACCCGAUUGAAAAAUCGAAGGUGGUUGUGCAGUUCCCAAGUGCUGAACGGUUUAAGCCGUCCUAUGUGCACAGUUUUGGAAUGACAGAGAACUACUUUGUUUUCGUGGAGACACCUGUUAAAAUCAAUCUCUUAAAAUUCUUGAGUGCCUGGAGUAUUCGAGGAUCCAACUAUAUGGACUGCUUUGAUUCUGAUGAGGAAAAAGGCACGUGGAUUCAUAUCGCAAGGAAGCAUCCAGGAGAGUACAUCGACUAUAAAUUCAGAACCUCAGCGAUGGGUCUUUUUCAUCACAUCAACUGCUACGAGGAUGCGGGCUUCAUUGUUUUUGAUGUGUGCGCAUGGAAAGGCUUUGAAUUUGUCUACAAUUAUUUGUGGCUGGCAAACCUCCGUGCCAACUGGGAAGAAGUGAAGAGGAAUGCCAUGAUCGCUCCUCAACCGGAAGUGAGGCGAUACGUCAUUCCUCUGGACCCCUACAGGGAGGAGCAGGGCAAAAACCUCAUCUCUCUACCCUACACUACCGCUACUGCCACAAUGCGCGCCGACGGGACCAUUUGGCUCGAGCCAGAGGUGCUUUUCUCUGGUCCUCGCCAAGCUUUCGAGUUUCCUCAGAUCAACUACAAAAUGAACAACGGAAGGAAUUACACAUACGCAUAUGGACUGGGCCUCAACCACUUUAUCCCUGACAGGAUUUGCAAGCUGAACGUGAAGACCAAGGAGACGUGGGUGUGGCAGGAGCCAGACUCGUACCCCUCCGAGCCGCUGUUCGUCCAGACGCCUGACGCGGUGGAUGAGGAUGAUGGUGUUAUAUUGACGGUUGUGGUGGCGCCUGGAGCGCAGAGACCGACAUAUUGCCUGAUCCUAAAUGCCAAGGACCUGUCCGAGGUCGCAAGGGCAGAAGUUGACGUCAUCUCACCAGUUACUUUUCACGGAAUGUACAAACCUUAAAGUGGCCGGACCCACUAAGAACAGAGUGUUCCCAAACCAGAAA